AUGGAUUAUAGAAAUCAGACUUUGGUGACUGAGUUUUUUUUCAUGGGCUUAACAAAUCACUUCCAGUACCAGGUUGUUCUCUUUGUGAUAUUUCUCUUGGUUUAUUUUGCCACUCUUCUGGGAAACGUGGGGAUGAUCACCCUCAUUUGGAUGGAUCCCCGACUCCACACUCCCAUGUACUUUUUUCUCGGCCACUUGUCUUUUGUGGAUAUAUGCUCCUCUUCUGUCAUUGGUCCUAAGAUGUUGACUGAUAUCUUUGUGGAGAAAAAAGUAAUCUCUUUCUUGGGUUGUGCUGCCCAGUUAUGGUGUUUUGUUCAGUUUGUAGUGACUGAAUGUUUCCUCCUGGCCUCCAUGGCAUAUGACCGGUAUAUGGCCCUCUGUAAGCCCUUGUUGUAUACUCUCAUUAUGUCUCAGCGCAUCUGUGUGCAGCUGGUGUUAGGGCCUUAUGCCAUAGGUCUUAUGAUUGCCAUGACCCACACGACACUUGCCUUUCGUCUGCUUUACUGUGGCCCCCAAAUCAUCAAUCACUUCUUCUGUGACGUUCUUCCUGUUUCGUCCCUGGCAUGUGCAGACAUCUAUGUCAAUCAGAUUGUACUUUUCAUCUUGGCUGGAGGUGUAAGAGUGGUCAGUGGUGUGACCAUCCUGGUUUCCUACAUUUACAUCAUCAUCGCUAUCCUGAGGAUCCACUCUGCUGAGGGAAGGCACAACGCCUUCUCCACCUGCUCUUCACACUUGGCAGCUGUGUCCAUCCUGUAUGGGACACUCUUUUUUAUCUAUGUAUGCCCCUGUUCUAGUUUCUCCCUGGACAUCAAUAAGGUGGUUUCUGUGUUCUACACAGCUGUGAUUCCCAUGCUGAACCCCCUUAUCUACAGCCUGAGAAACAGGGAGGUCAAGGAUUCAUUCAGAAGGACAUUUGAGAAGAAGAAGUUUCUAAUGAGUAAGUAA
Molecule: messenger RNA, 945 nt
Organism: Leptonychotes weddellii (Weddell seal)
Lineage: Eukaryota; Metazoa; Chordata; Mammalia; Carnivora; Phocidae
Product: olfactory receptor 5G25-like
Biological process (GO): G protein-coupled receptor signaling pathway
Cellular component (GO): membrane
Molecular function (GO): olfactory receptor activity; G protein-coupled receptor activity
Source: RefSeq, a predicted model, not a curated record